CGGCGGGCGGGGCGGGGCGGGGCGGCGGGGUUAUGUAAGGCGGCGGAUUACCGGGGCCCGGGGCGCGGCCGGGCGGCGCCGCGAUGGGAGCAACGAGCAGCGGCCCCGGCCCAGCCCCGGUGCGGCCCCCCGAGGGCCGCGCCGUGGGGUCGUGGGUGCGGGCGCUGCUGGGCCGCGCCGGGCCGGUGCCGGUACCGGGGUCGGUGCGCGCCCUGGCCCCCCGGGGACCCGCCGAGGAGCCGCCGCUGCCCGGGUGGCCGCUGCCGCAGCUCGUUUCGCUUUUCCUGCCGGAGUUCCCCGUCCGCCCCUCCGCCCGCCAGCAGCAGCUCAAGAUCCUAGGGUUUGUGGCCAAAGGCUCCUUCGGGACCAUCCUCAAAGUGCUGGACUGCGGGCGGGAGAAGGUCUGCGCUGUGAAGGUCAUGCCUAAAGUGGAGGUGCUGCGCCGUGAUACCCUCAAACAAUGCAAGGAAGAAGUCAGCAUCCAGAGACAGGUCAGGCACCCGUUUGUUCACGGGCUGGGGGACAGCUGGCAGGGCCAGCGCCACCUCUUCAUCAUGUGCACCUACUGCAGCACCGGAGACCUGCACGCGCUGUGGCGUGCCGCCGGGUGCUUCGCCGAGGCCACCGUCCGCCUGUUUGCCGCUGAGCUGGUGCUGGUGCUGGUGUACCUCCAUGACCUGGGCAUCAUGCACAGAGAUGUGAAGCUCCAGUCUCGUUUCAGAUGGAGAACAUCCUCCUGGAUGAGAGAGGUAAGAGUCUGGUGGCACUGGCCUGGGCACACCCCGUCCAUGGGGACACCCCGUCCAUGGGUCCUCACAUGGUGCCACCCCACAGGACAUCUCAAGCUCACUGACUUUGGGCUGUCCCGGCACCUGCGGUGGGGUGAGCGAGCCCACACCAUCUGCGGCACCCUACAGUACAUGGCCCCCGAGGUGCUGAGCGGGGGGCCCUACAGCCACGCAGCCGACUGGUGGUCCCUAGGAGUGCUGCUCUUUGCCCUGGCCAGCGGGGAGUUCCCCGUGGCACCGGCGGGGGACCACGUGGCCAUGCUGGAGCGUGUCAAGCAAAGCAGCUAUGAGAGCCCACCCGCGCUCAGCCCCGCGCUGGCCCGGCUGCUCGCUGAGCUGCUGUGCCACAACCCCCUGCGCCGUCUGCGGUACCUCCAUCACUUCCAGGGUCACCCCUUCUUCCGCGGGGUGGCCUUCGACGCUGAGCUGCUGCAGAAGGACCCAGUGGCGGUGGCAGUGGCCCCACGCCCCCCCGAGCAGCCCCCGCCCGACCCCGCCACCUUCGCUGACUUCGACUGUGACCUUGCCGCCCCCCCGGGCCGGCCCUGGCCUGGCUGAGCCACUGUGGCCAGGACUCCCGGCAUCGCUCAGGGACACUCCUCCCCACCCCAGCAGCGUGUUGGACCCCGCUGGGCUGGGUCCCCCCGUAUCCCAACUCUGUACCUCUCACCGCGGGAGCAAUAAACCCGAGAGCCGCGGGCA
This is a messenger RNA of Columba livia (rock pigeon), 1490 nucleotides long. RefSeq names its product ribosomal protein S6 kinase related (gene RSKR). Gene Ontology annotation, molecular function: protein kinase activity; ATP binding. The record is from RefSeq and is a predicted model, not a curated record. NCBI's taxonomy places the organism in Eukaryota, Metazoa, Chordata, Aves, Columbiformes, Columbidae. Gene Ontology annotation, biological process: protein phosphorylation.